AUGCACCCAAAUCUCUUGUUUGUUUUCUUGCUCUGUGCCGCUGCCACUCGUGCCCAGGCGGAACUAUCCGGACUACUGAGUGCCCUCCACUAUUUCGGGCUCUACUCGAAUGGAACAUCGGACUCCCUGGGCAUUUCACGGGGGCAGUGCCACUACAGCUUCGAGACCUUCGCCCUGCUGGAGGAGCGUCGCACCUGCGCCCCGGAUGACGAGCACAUCCUGCACCUGACCCAGCUGGCUCCGCCGGUGCGAAAGCCACCCAUGAUGAUCAAGUGCCUGCAGCAGGAGCCUCCUCCGGAGAACGAAACUUCCCCGGAACCGGGACUGCUGAUCAUGCACAGUGCCAAGGAGAUUGUGAGUCUGCUGAAGCCCGUGGGGAACGCCACCAAGCGCCACGAACCGGGCAGCUGUGUGGUGGUCCACUUCUGCACUGCCUCCAGCUUGGAAUGCGCCCGAGUGGCUCCCAUGAUGAACCUGCUGCCCCAUUUCUUCCCCACCCUGCCCAUCGCCUAUGUGGAUGCCUACGAGUUCGGGCGCUUCAACGCCGAGUUCGGCAUCGUUUCGCUGCCCACGCUGAUGAUAUUCCACCAGGGCAGGCCGCUCAUCAAGUACGAUCCCUCGUGGUCGGACUCGGAGAAGCGCAGCUUCGCCCGCUUCAUCAUGCGGCACACGAAUGUGAAGACCGUGGAUCCGCAGGCCAUUCAUCCGGACGUGUUUAAUCGCACGCGGAGAGAACCCCUGUCCAAUGUACCCAUCGUGCAGACGGACUACUACCUGGUCUUGGCCUGGGCCUUCAUCCUCGCCUGCCUGGCCAACUAUCUGCGGCAGACGGUCUUCUGGAAGCAGCUGGUGGAGAUGGUGCAGCGCAACUGGCGGGAAUCGGAGGAGACGCAGAUGGAGAUGGUGGACUAGUUUAGUUUAGUUAGAAGACGCUUUAGAGGAUUCACUAAUAUAAUGUAAUUACCGUUUAAUUAAAUUCACAUCAACAUUUACUUAAGCCUUA
Molecule: messenger RNA, 1003 nt
Organism: Drosophila takahashii
Lineage: Eukaryota; Metazoa; Arthropoda; Insecta; Diptera; Drosophilidae
Gene: bug
Product: thioredoxin domain-containing protein bug
Biological process (GO): cilium assembly
Cellular component (GO): cilium
Source: RefSeq, a predicted model, not a curated record